AUGGGCACAAAAGCUGACGAGUUCGACGAUGCGAUGCGUAACGUCCUAGUGCGGAACACCCCCAUGGUUCUGCGCGCCUUUGUUGCCGAAAUUGGUUACGCAACCCGUGUGACCAUUGGCGACAACUUGCCUACUUGGACCAAAAUCACACCCAAGGCCGCCAUGGCACGCAUGGCAACUGUGCUCUCUGGCCGCUCGUUCGUCGGCCUCCCGUUAAGUCGAGAUGAAGAGUGGAUCGACGCAACGGUCGGCUUCACCGGCGAUGUAUCAAGGGCUUGGAUGAAGGUGCGGUUCAUCCCUCAUCCACUUCGCCCCUUCGUUGCCCCUUUCUUUUCCGAAGUGAGGUCACUUGAGGCGCGAAAGGCCUUGAUCACUCGAAAGCUAGGUGUCCUGCUCCGAGAACGGGAAAAGAAGCGUGAUAGAGAUGGACCAGCCGGUAGCGGAGCAGCUGGAGGCGAGCUCCUGGACUGGCUCAGAGACCAGUACUCCUCAGGGCAGCCCUCAGUGAAGGAGUUGACCCGUAACCAGCUACUGGCUACGUUCGCCUCCAUAUACAAUUUGACCAACGCGUUGACUUACAUGGUCUUCGAUUUGGCUUCACAUCCGGAAUUCGUCGAGGAACUUCGCGCAGAGUUGCACGACGUUCUUGGUCAGGACGGCGUUAUUGAUAAAAGGACCAUUAUGCACCUACGGAAGCUUGAUAGCUUCGUGCGCGAGUCACAACGCCGAAGGCCUACGUCACUUGGUUUGAGAUUGACCACCGGCCACACGAUCCCGCCAGGCUUCUUGGUCAUGGUGCGUGCUCAGCCAAUCAACUUGUCACCAAAGUUGUAUCCGGAGCCUGAGAAGUUCGACGCCUUUAGGUUCUCAAGAAUGCGCGAGCAGCCCGGCCAAGAGAUGAAGUUUCAGCACACGUCGACCGGGAACGACAAUAUCAACUUCGGUCACGGUAUUUGGGCGUGCCCGGGUCGUUUUUUCGCUAGUGCUCAGAUGAAGGUCGUCGCAGCGCAUCUCAUCCGCAAUUUUGACAUGCGCCUAACUCCAGGGGAGAAGAAGCCCGUUCCUCAGUACGGCGGCCUUGCCAUCUUCCCUGACGCGGUGGCUCAGGUCGAGCUGCGCUCCCGAACACCAUAA
This is a messenger RNA of Colletotrichum chrysophilum, 1134 nucleotides long. RefSeq lists its product as uncharacterized. The coding region runs from base 1 to 1134 and encodes 377 amino acids. The record is from RefSeq and is a predicted model, not a curated record. Gene Ontology annotation, molecular function: monooxygenase activity; heme binding; oxidoreductase activity, acting on paired donors, with incorporation or reduction of molecular oxygen. Lineage: Eukaryota; Fungi; Ascomycota; Sordariomycetes; Glomerellales; Glomerellaceae. The transcript has 2 exons.